AUGUCUAACAACAGUGUCUGUGAGGUUCCCAACAAGGGCCUCUAUACAAGUGGGUACUCCAUCAUUCUUCUCCUGGGCCUGACUCUCAAUGUAUAUGCCUUUGUUAUCCUCCGAAAGUUCCAAUCACCAACCAGCAUUUACAUAAAAAACCUGAUCUUCUCUGAUUUACUCCUGAUUUUCACUCUUCCCCUGAGGAUCUACUACUACUAUAACUGGUCUCCUAGACAACAAGUCACAGUGCCCCCAUGGCUAUGUAAAGCAGCAGGGACCAUUCUUCUACUUAACAUGUAUGGAAGUAUAUUUUUCUUGGCUUGCAUCAGCAUUGACCGUUGCUUUGCUGUUUGCUUCCCACUUAGCACCCGUCAUGUCCGUCAGAAAGCAAUAUGGGUUUGUGUUUUUAUAUGGGCAUUAAACUUGUCAUCCUGCCUCUUUACUGUUGUGGGGGUGAAACUGACAGAGGAUUGGAACAAUACUUGCUUUCAUAGCCACCCUCCAUUUGUGACCUUGCUAGGCCCCACUGUUGGAGCUCUGGCCCUUGGCUUUUUGGUUCCACUAUUAAUUAUAGCAGUUAGUUCCUGUGCUCUUCUGAGAGCAAUUUCACAUAGCCAGUCCGUCCAAGAAGGCAUGGUGAACAAGGGAAAGAUCGUACACAUGCUAUUGGUUAACCUGAGUGUCUUCCUAAUAUGCUUUUUGCCAUAUCACAUUGUAAUCUUACUUUAUCAAUUCUGGAACCAAAGUUGUAAAUUGAGUGAGGCCUACAAAAUAGCACUCCUGAUGGCAUGCUGUAAUGCGAUGCUGGAUCCUAUAGUUUAUUACUUUGCAACUGAAACAUUCAGGAGGAAGAAUGCAGUGGAGAACGUGAGGCUGGCCAGAGAUUCUGAUGCAUCAACAGACAGAGCUAAAUGACAACCAAGAUCUUCUGUUAGCAUGGCCUAAGGGAAGAAAAGAAUGAAACAGGAAUAAACUAUGCAUAUGUAGUUACAUGACAUGAG
Bombina bombina (fire-bellied toad) is the source of this 992-nucleotide messenger RNA. RefSeq names its product lysophosphatidic acid receptor 4-like. Gene Ontology annotation, biological process: behavioral response to pain; G protein-coupled receptor signaling pathway. The transcript has a single exon. Lineage: Eukaryota; Metazoa; Chordata; Amphibia; Anura; Bombinatoridae. Gene Ontology annotation, molecular function: G protein-coupled receptor activity. Bases 1 to 906 code for a protein of 301 amino acids. Gene Ontology annotation, cellular component: membrane. The record is from RefSeq and is a predicted model, not a curated record.